CUUUCCGUUGCAGUUGCUAUUGCUGCUGCGAUUGCUGUUCCUGCCUCGUCUGCUCAUCCUCUCCUCUCGUCGUCCUUCUCCACAGUGGGGACAUGGCCUCGCCUGCUGUGCUGCGGUCUCCCUUCGAUGUGACAGACCUAAGCAACAAGCGAGAGGUGGGCUCUGAUCCGGGCACACUCUGGAGCCUCAGCAGUCAGAAGCCAGGCUAUGGAGUCAAGCAGCUCAGAGAUCCCGACCUGGAGAGUCUCUGGCAGAGUGAUGGAGUGCAACCUCACAAGAUCAACAUCGAGUUUGCAAGGAGGACCGCCGUCACACACGUCUCGCUAUGGAUGAAUGUAAAACGAGAUGACUCCUACACUCCGACCAAGAUUUCCGUCAAAGCAGGUACAGGCUGGCACGACAUGACCGAAGUGCGGUAUCGCGAGUGGGAGAAACAAGAUGAGCCCUAUGGCUGGAAGCACUUUCUCCUUUCCAGCUCCUCCCCGCGCUCCACCAGGGACGAAGAAGAUGAGGCUACCACCACAGCCCUCAACUCACAGGCCUCCAAUGGCGCUACCGAAGAUCUGAAAGGGAAAGGCGCUGUGCUGGCUCCAAUCCACGUGUGGGUGGUGCAGAUUGCAAUCUUGGCGAACCAACAGAACGGCAAGGAUACACAUAUCAGGAGCUGUCUCAUCUGGGGACCUAGGGAGGGGUCAGGGUCUGACGUUCGUGGCAUUGCUGGGAGGCGAGAAGUUGAGAGUGGUAGUGACGAGGAAGAGGAAGAUGAGGAUGAAGAAAUUGGAGGAGGAGUAGCGGCAGUAGGCACGGGUCUCAAGGGACUGCACAUGGGAAGUGCACACAGCCCGUGGAGAGCCAUCAGGUAGUCAUCUUUUCGUACUCGCACUUGUGGCCGUCCGUCACAUCACAAUAUACCACUAGCACAAGCACGCACAGGAGCAGACAAGGACAGGAACAAUGUAUCGCAUUACGUCAAUACAAGGCCCAAUCUUAUCUCUGUUUUCUUCUCUUUUCCCCCUUACUACCUCCCAAUCAAGCUUCGAU
Messenger RNA from Microstroma glucosiphilum, 1041 nucleotides. RefSeq names its product anaphase-promoting complex, subunit 10. The transcript is spliced from 5 exons. Gene Ontology annotation, biological process: anaphase-promoting complex-dependent catabolic process; protein K11-linked ubiquitination. The coding region runs from base 93 to 863 and encodes 256 amino acids. Gene Ontology annotation, cellular component: anaphase-promoting complex. Lineage: Eukaryota; Fungi; Basidiomycota; Exobasidiomycetes; Microstromatales; Microstromataceae. The record is from RefSeq and is a predicted model, not a curated record.